AAGGAAAUCCCAACAUGUGAUUGGAUGAGGGGCCAAGUUAUUCUACGCUGCCAUCCUUCCUCGCCACUCUGCUGAAUCUGAGGCUACGCUGAAAGGACGGACCAAGCGGUCAAAUAAUAGCAGUUAUACAGCGAACUCCAGGAGAAAUAUGCUUUAUAAGAAGUAACCUGUCCAACGGAAGUAACCACAGUAUUAUACUAUUUAAGAGCAGGAGUUUUCCACCAGUAGACCAGUGAUUGCCCACCAUGUUGUCCAGGUUGAGGACAACCUGGUCCCUGAGGCCCUGUGUCUCUGUUUGCAGAUGGGCACACACCAAAGAGAAGGGCAAGCCCCUCAUGCUCAACCCUCGCACCAACAAAGGAAUGGCCUUCUCUCUACCGGAACGACAGAUUUUAGGAAUACAUGGUCUGCUGCCUCCCAAAGUGGAGACUCAGGACAUUCAGGCCAUGCGCUUUCGGAAUAAUCUUAAGAAUAUGACUGAUCCCCUACAGAAAUACAUCUACUUGAUGGGCAUCCAGGAAAGGAAUGAGAGGCUUUUCUAUAGGUUGUUGAUGGACGACAUAGAGGAAUUGAUGCCAAUUGUCUACACUCCCACUGUAGGCUUGGCUUGCACACACUAUGGACACAUCUUUAGAAGACCAAAAGGUUUGUUCAUCUCCAUUCUGGACAAAGGACACAUCCGUUCUAUCCUGGACAACUGGCCAGAGACUGACGUUGCAGCAGUAGUAGUAACUGAUGGCGAACGUAUUUUAGGGCUAGGUGAUCUGGGUGUUUAUGGAAUGGGCAUCCCUGUCGGAAAACUUUGCCUGUACACUGCCUGUGCCGGCAUCAGACCCGAUAGUUGUCUGCCCGUGGUGAUAGAUGUUGGCACAGACAAUGAGACUCUCCUCAGGGAUCCGCUGUACAUGGGGCUGUACCAGGAGCGAGAUCGCUCUCAAGCCUACGAUGAUCUGAUUGACGAGUUCAUGGAAGCUGUAGUGGAAAAAUACGGGCAGGACACACUGAUCCAAUUUGAGGACUUUGGGAACCACAAUGCCUUCCGCUUCCUUAGAAAGUACAGGGAGAAGUACUGCACCUUCAACGAUGAUAUUCAAGGCACUGCGUCUGUAGCCCUGGCUGGUCUAUUAGCAGCCCAGAGAGCCAUUGGCAAACCCAUCACUGAACAUCGGGUACUUUUUCUGGGAGCUGGAGAGGCUGCCCUUGGUAUUGCCAAUCUGAUUGUCAUGGCCAUGAUGGAGAAGGGGAUGACCCAAGCUGAUGCCAGAAAGAAGAUCUGGAUGUUCGAUAAACAUGGCUUACUCGUAAAGGGAAGACCUCAGGAAACCGACUCUAACCAAGAGGCAUUUGUCCAUGACAGUCCAGAGACUGUACAGAGCUUCCUAGAGGCUGUCAACACCAUCAAACCCACAGCUAUUAUUGGUGUGUCAGGAGCUGGACGUCUGUUCACCCACGAUGUCAUCAAGGUCAUGGGAACCCUGAACAAACGACCAAUCAUCUUUGCCCUGAGCAACCCGACCAAUAAAGCCGAGUGCACAGCAGAGGACGCCUACACACUCACUGAUGGUAGAUGUCUUUUUGCCAGUGGCAGUCCAUUCGGUCCAGUGACUCUGAGUGAUGGCCGCGUCAUCACUCCGGGACAAGGGAACAAUGCUUACAUCUUUCCAGGUGUGGCCUUGGCUGUGAUCCUGAGUGGAGUGAGACACAUCAGUGACACAGUAUUCUUGGAGGCUGCUAAGACCCUUUCAGAGCAGCUGACAGAUAAAGAGCUUGAAGAAGGCAGACUCUAUCCCCCCCUCUCCAACAUCAGAGAGGUCUCCGUCCGGAUGGCUGUCAAGGUGGUGGAGUUUGUCUAUUCCAACGGCAUGGCGUUUCACUACCCUGAGCCUGUGGACAAGGAUAGCUUUGUAAGGUCUACCAUGUGGGACACCCAAUACGACUCCUUCUUGCCAGACACCUAUGACUGGCCAGCUGUCAGCUUCAGCCCCAAGACUGACUAGAAGUAGCCCACCCCCCCACCCCCCGCUUUUUGUUUUCCACUCAAUUCUUAAUCACAGAUCUUUUGAGAUUAUCAUAACUUUCUUAGUGCAAACACUUGCUCAUUACAAAAGGAGGUGGAAGUCUAUUACUUCUGCCCUGGUCCUGCAUUUGCACUAAAAUAGCUUUUUUAGAUCUUUGAAAAGGAAGAGUGGAAAAGGGCAUUCUAAAGAGGAUAUUUGAAUGGAAAUGGCUAUUUUAUACUUCACAUCCCAGUUCUUUAUUACCUCUGCAUCACAUGUAAACCUGCACAGUACCUGGAGUGCCAUCUGGCGAUGGGAAAAGGCAGUGUGGAAAUCUGGUUUUGUUGCAACUUUGAGUUACAUAUUAAUUUGAUUAUACUGUUUUAAAAAGAACAUAACAGACAUUAUGUUAUGGUACAGUAAAUUACCACAAUAAGGCCUCCGGCACACUACUCGCGUGGCGUGAGCGUGUCAGCUGCAUGGCAUUUCCCUAUUUAUUUUGGUUCCCAUGUCAACAGGCUAGAGCUUGCACCCUGCCUCCAUGACAUGCACAAAAUAGAAAAGUUGUGCAUGGUAGAAAUAGGAUCUACGCCAAUUUUUCAUGUGACAUGCAAGCAUGUUGGAAGUGUUUUCAAAAUAGAAUACGAACAAAUACAUUUAAUAAACAACAUUUUAAUGUUUGCAUGAAUGCAGAUAUAUAUGUAAUUAAAAAAAAUAAUUAUAAAUAAUGAUUGGUUUUCAAAUAUUGCACCUGUCAAUACAGAAGGAAAUUAUUAUUAUUAUUUUAUUAUUUAAUUGUAUCAAUGGGAAACAUUCAUGUGCACAGACAAGGCUAGCAGCAGCCGGGCUUCGUCAGAAACGUUUCUGGUUCGAAAAGACAGAAAACGCCACGCCACCACCACGCAACAGAAACGCCAUGCUUACGCCACGCAGGCGGUGUGCAGGAGCCCCUAAUUGUUAUUGAUAUGUACUAAAGCACCAAACUUUUACCCAACAAUUUCAAAGCUAAUUAGAUUGCGCUGAAUAGUAAACCAAACACGCUCAAGGUUAAGCUGGGUUUUUACAAGCAGUAAUGACUCCGUGGAUAGUUUUGUGUUUGUGUUAUCAUCCACUGUCUUUCUUUUUACUCAUAAAUAACCUGAAAAUAAGUGGGUGCCAUACUAAUCAAAUGCCGUGCACACACAUAAUAUACAAAACUAUAUUCUUUCUUACUAAUUUGAAAAGUUACUCACUCCAUAUGUAAUGUAUUAAUGAGUCUAAUUUAAUGCAAAACAGUGUUGUAUACACUCCUGAUGUGGAGCUUAGCUAGCACUUACUACUACUUUGACUAUAUGUAGCUACCUAGAGAUUCCCGAACUGAAUACCUGGUUAUUAACAUGAACAACUUAAGGAAGACCUUGAAAAUGAUCUUAUGAAGGGAAAUUGAAUACAAAUUAUAUUUAAGAACACUCCAGAGAAAAAAAAAAAAAAUCCACUUCAGCAUUUAAUUUGUUUGAACGCUUUUGUCACAUUCUAUUUAUUUCUCUGAAUCUAUUUUGGGUUUGUAUUUAAAUGAUUUGCCCGCGUGCUGCAUUUUCCUUAAACAACCUGUCAUGAACACUCCUUUAAUAAAUUGUGGUAAGAAAAAAAACACAUCCCCUAAAAUGAACCCUAUUGCUGAACUGUGAACAAUUGACAACCUAUACCUUAAAUAUUUAAAGAAACUGCAGGAUGUUUUCUAUUUUAAUUAUAUGUUGCGUACUAUACAUACACUUUUGUAAAAACUGAGACUGAUUAUAACUUUAUAAAGCGUCUUAGUUUUUACAAAAGUGUAUGUAUUAAAGUUGAGUUUAGUUUGUGGAUUUUACUCCUUGGAACAUAUUCAACAAAUUUACAGACUAAGCUUUACUGUCCUGUUCUACCGUGAGCAUUGUUAUUAACUCUAACACAGUCCUAUUAACUCGGAUAAGGAAGCCAGUAGAAAUAUUUCUUAGGCAAGUUUAUGUGAAUUGCACCUUUCAGUGAAGCAAUUCAAAGUGCUGUACAUGAGACGUAAAAGGCAUUAAGAAAAACACAAGCCAAUACAAAGAAGACAUAAAUAAGAUUUAGAAGAGUAAAAUGAAAUUGAAGAUUACAAAAGCUAAAAUAGAAUAAGCCAGAUUACAGUUUAGUGCAAGAUAUGAAUACAUAGUAUUACAUGUAAUGUCCUAAAAGACAGAGGCAAACAGAAAGGUCACAAGUGUUAAUUUAAACGAACAAAGACCUCAAGUUCCACAUAUGUGGUGUUUGAUGCAUGAGCAAUUCAAAAAUCUUAUUAUUGGCAUAUUAAGAAAGUGACCCAAACAGCCUGCUGGGACACAAACAUCUUGAAAUCAAAAUCUUGACCUUUUUAAUACAGUAGGUUCACCAGAUUCUGGGGAAUACAAAGUGUACAUGUCUCAAAAAUGAUCCUGGCACUGUUAAAGGGUAAUGCUGCCUAUAAGAUAAUCACAUAGAUUGUUACUGGAAAUAUAUAUUUGCUAUGAAUAAACCGAGCAAUGCCAGAGCGUUUUGUGAUCAUAGUGAUCUAUCAGUUAUACAUUUUAAUAGUCACAGUUAGAGAAGAUGACAGAAGCACAACCUCCUUAUCUUAACAUGCAGUUCUCAAAGUAAGAUAUCCAUCAAAUAUAUUCCAGUUCUAUUUUCCUAUAAAACUAUCUAUGCCAUCUACAGUAUGAUGUACUGCGCUCACAGUAUCUCAAUCAAUUUCUUUGUCACGUGAAAUCAUCAAUCCUCCCAGUGAGACAUGGAACUGACAGUAAACCUUCCAAGGUUGUUUAUAAUCUAAUAAUAUAUCUUUAUAUUUUGCUCUGUGCUCUGAUAGGCCGAGGCAGUCUAUUGUAGUGAUUAAGCCAAAGAACAAAAAAUAGGUGUUUAAUUUCAAAUAUGAGAAUUGAAAAACGCUGACCAUAUACAAUGGACACAAACACAUACACACACCCUCACAGAUAAAAAUGUGUUUAAGCCCGGUUUUAAUGUAACCACUUCAUUUUUCAAUUAAGCUGUUUCAUUCAUAGUAUAUUGCUCACUGCACUGGAUAAAAAAUAAAAAAGCUGUUUUGUUUAAAAUUAAGAAAUUGUGCAGAAUUCAGUGAGCAGUUUUUCCUCUGAUAGCUUCAGGUUGUGAACACAUUAUACAGGCAAUGUUUUGUACUCAUACAUUUGACUUUAGUUGUAUUUAAAAGAAACUAAAAACAGUUUAACCUCAGUAAGUGUUGGGUCAUGUGUCUGUCCUGUUGUUGCUACUAACCGUAAUAUUAUGAGUUUUUACUGUGUUCUGUGAGAAUUAGUUUUACCCCAUAAGUUAACUCCAUAUUUCAUUGAAUACGCCUUCAUAUAGUGCUGUGUCCUUAAAGUCUGUGUUUCUGAAGUUUAUUUUUGUUAAAUAAUAAUAUUGCCUUAGCAUUUAUGCGUUUCUGCUGUUAGAUGUGCAGAAUAAAAUCAGUAUUUACACUG
Molecule: messenger RNA, 5470 nt
Organism: Etheostoma cragini (Arkansas darter)
Lineage: Eukaryota; Metazoa; Chordata; Actinopteri; Perciformes; Percidae
Gene: me2
Product: malic enzyme 2, NAD(+)-dependent, mitochondrial
Exons: 15
Coding region: 246-1997 (583 amino acids)
Biological process (GO): pyruvate metabolic process; malate metabolic process
Cellular component (GO): mitochondrion
Molecular function (GO): malate dehydrogenase (decarboxylating) (NADP+) activity; malate dehydrogenase (decarboxylating) (NAD+) activity; NAD binding
Source: RefSeq, a predicted model, not a curated record